UCUUCAUUUAAUAAUACCCACACACCACUUCCAAAAAUAAUACAACACCCUCAACCUCUCCAAUUUUACUUGUUUGAUUUAUCCACACUGAUACAACAGAACACAAUCAUGCUCUUCUAAGAACUAUCAGCACAAACAGAUCUCAGGUCCUUAACUGGUUUGACAAUCUGGCGAAAUUCCACUGCAAAAGGUCUGAUUCGAUUGACAAAUAUUCAUGGAGCUUUGAAGUGCUGCAGCAUCAGCAAUUCAGCAUAUACAACUCUGGCCAACUCUACACCUUCAACACCAACUGUAGCAGGGGUUGGUCCUUGGUUUUCUGGAUCCAGGUCUUGUUUGGACUGGGGCCUGUCACUUGUCCUGCGUCUUCCAACGGAUUAUGGCUAACUUCUGAUACACUCUUCUCCAAUGUGAUUUUCCAUUCUCUCAAACAAUCGCUAGGUUAUUUGCUAAACUAUCAGAGUAGAGAUGUAGAGAUGUGAGCGACAACAAAAUUGUACAACUAGUACUAAGUUUGAAAGUGCAAAGAAGAUUGGAUAAAAAGGAAACAAGCUUUAUCUUCUGCCAUGGCCAUGUGUAGGUGUGUGUCUGUUUUGACUGGAUGGAAGGAGAAGAACAAGGGCAGCAGCAAACGAUAUUCAAAAGGGGACCUUCACGCUCCACUUGUAAAAGAACAGCAGCCGAGGAUGAGUCGUGAUUUGAAGCCAGCCACCCUUGAUGUUAUAGUCUCCUGUGGUGUCCAGAAGAAUUCGAAGUACAAUGAGAAGAUUAUGAAUCUUGAGAGUCCUGUGAAGACUGAAGCAGAGGAUGCUUAUGAGGGAGAAGAUGAGCAUGAAGAUUCACCCUCCAUCAAGAGGGAGCUUUCUGAUUUUGAUCUACAAGCCCAUGAAGCUGUUGCAAGUGAAGGAUGCGAUCCAGCAGAUAAAAAGGUAGAAUACCCCAGUUUACAUGAAAGCCAAGCCACCAUUCAAUUAGAAGACAAAUACCAUAAAUACAGCAAAAAGAGUGUUGAUUUAAUCCAAAGUGGACAUGUCAGUGAUCCGGGGAUUGGCAAGGGUGACUUCUGGGCUUCUCCAAAGCUCACGCGAUCUUGGUCUAACCUGGAAAGAAGGGAUGUACUGAGGAAGACACCUCAUCACUUUCCAUCUCCAAAGUCACAGUCUUUUGAGGAUUUACAGGAAUUAUCAGUAAAUCAGAUGGGUGUUCUAGAAAGCCCCAGGUCUGUGAUGACAGGCUGCAGUGCUGAUAGAGUGAUGUUGAAACGGCAUUCAUCAAGUCAUGUUCUCCCUUCUGGAAGUAAAAGAUUGUGGUGGAAGUUGUUCCUCUGGAACCACAGAAAUAUACACAGACCUCAGUUAAGCAAAUUACCACAAUCACAUCCUGCAAGUGCUGCUUUAAAUAGACAAUGCGGGUACUCUUCGGACACCCUUGAACCUAAACAUGGUAAGGCAUGGAGACAUGUGGAGUCACCCUCACCUGCGUCAUCUUCUGGGGAGUACUUUGCCAAAAGUUUCAAUGAUAAAAAUAUCGACAACCAAAGGUGGAGCAGAUUUCAGAAAGAAAGCACUAGUUUUUGGGCACAAAACCAAUGGGUAGCUUUCUCAACAGAAUCCUCCUCCUUUAACAGAGUGGAUGAGUGGGUGAGAAAUCUCGAAAUCCAGCAGACACCUCAGGAGGAGGAUUUUGAUCAUGACGAUAUUGGAAGCACUAUCUUCCCACCUUCACCUGAAACUGGUAGAUCAAUGGCAAGAAGCACAACUCAGUUGGUUCGACAUCCAGAUGCAAAUCUUUCAAAGGAAAUUCUGAUUGCCAAUAGCGUGGUACAGUCUCUGAAUCCAGCCUCAACUGUAGCUCACAUAUCAGGCAUUGGAAUAAAAGCCAUCCCUGCUAUUUCACACUUCUCCAGUCUCCGCUCUGUCAAUUUGUCAAGCAAUUUCAUAGUUCACAUCACACCUGCAUUUCUCCCAAAGGGUAUUCAUACACUUAAUUUGUCAAGAAACAAAAUCAGCACCGUUGAGGGCCUCAAAGAAUUAACCCGGUUGCGGGUACUUGACCUAAGUUAUAAUCGUAUCUCAAGGAUAGGACAAGGGUUAUCAAAUUGUACACAAAUCAAGGAGCUAUAUCUUGCCGGAAACAAGAUAAGUGAUGUUGAGGGGCUGCACAGGUUACUGAAGCUAACAGUUCUGGACUUGAGCUUCAACAAGAUCACAACAACAAAGGCAUUGGGCCAGCUGGUGGCUAACUACAACACACUUCAGGCUCUGAAUCUGCUUGGAAAUGCAAUUCAAAGGAACAUCAAUGAUGACCAGCUGCGCAAAGCAGUUUGCGGUCUUCUUCCAAAGCUUGUGUACCUGAACAAGCAAUCUAUCAACCCUCAAAGGGCACGUGAAAUACUCACUGAUAGUGUAGCCAAAGCUGCACUAGGGAACAGCAACCGAGGCUCUUCCAAAAGAGCACUCAAGAAAGGCAGCCAAGGAGGACCGAGUUCGUCCAGUGUGCAUAGAGGCAGUGCUAGUGGUGUCCAGAAAAGUAAACGGUCAAGGAGCCAAACUAAACAUCAUUAGUUGUCAGUAAAAGGAGUAUUUAUGUUUCUCAGACUUGAUAUUUCGUCGAAUAUGUUUUUACCCUAUUUUGCCCCAACCUGCUGGAAGGGGGAGACUUGGAAUUAUAAGGUUUGUUGUCCUGUGCCAAGGAGGUCUCAUGUUCAAGGUAUGUAAUCAACCUCUUGUAAAUCCAAGGUAAAUCUACCUUACAAUAAACCCACAAUAAGUUUCUCUUCCCUAGAUCUUGCCAUGGUAGGGCCUUUCCAGCACCAGGUUUGCUGUUUUGUUUCAACCUAUCACCCACCCAGUGGGACAUGGCUGGUGUUGAAAUACGACAUGUGUUUCCUUCAACCCGUUAUUGUGAGCGUUUGAUAUAUUCCACAAAGGAGACUAUGAAAACAGUCUAUUGGUUUAAGAGUUGAUGUAAUGCAAUCUUCAUUAUUUACAAUGUUGUGAAACUUGAUAUCAUUAUCUGGUUUCGCAAAAUCUAUACGCAUCAUGUACUCAAGUAUGGUUGUAUGAAUUGCUGAAGUUGUCACCAAUUCACCAUCAUUAUCA
This is a messenger RNA of Lotus japonicus, 3098 nucleotides long. RefSeq lists its product as uncharacterized. Gene Ontology annotation, cellular component: cytoplasm. Gene Ontology annotation, molecular function: protein kinase binding. The record is from RefSeq and is a predicted model, not a curated record. The transcript is spliced from 5 exons. Bases 564 to 2561 code for a protein of 665 amino acids. NCBI's taxonomy places the organism in Eukaryota, Viridiplantae, Streptophyta, Magnoliopsida, Fabales, Fabaceae.